Bombyx mandarina (wild silkworm) is the source of this 1455-nucleotide messenger RNA. Its product is annotated as cytochrome P450 4V2-like. The record is from RefSeq and is a predicted model, not a curated record. Gene Ontology annotation, molecular function: oxidoreductase activity, acting on paired donors, with incorporation or reduction of molecular oxygen; heme binding; monooxygenase activity. Lineage: Eukaryota; Metazoa; Arthropoda; Insecta; Lepidoptera; Bombycidae.
AUGCUCGUCCUCCUCUUGCUCGGCGUGUUGUUGUAUUUAUUCGUGUGGUCGAUGAGGCUGCCGGGAACAGGGAUCCCGGAGCUGCCGGGGAAGUUACCGAUCAUUGGACACGGCUUAAUGUUUUUCGGCGACGGUAAACACAUCCACAAAACAUUUAAAUGGCUAGGAGAAGAAGCCAUUAAACUAGGUGGGGUUGUUUCAGUGAACUUUGGACCUAUAAAGGUUUACGUUGUUGCUGACCCGGAUGACAGCGCUGUUGUCGCCACCAACUGCUUAGCAAAAGGAUUCUUCUAUGAUUUCUCAAACGCUUACAUAGGAAAUGCAAUACUUUGUGCGAAGCUUCCACUUUGGAAACAACAAAGGAAGGCGUUAAAUCCGGCUUUCAAACAACAAAUCCUCAACAACUUCAUGGACAUUUUCAACAACCAGGGAAGGAGACUGAUCAUGCAGUUCGCAGCGCACGGGCCGGGCUCGUUUGACCACCAUCAUCCCAUUUUGAUAAACAAUUUGGAAUCCUCACUGCAAACCCUAGCAGGAUACCAUAUAGAUGAAAUAGCCGAUAAAUGUGACACAUAUGUUCAAAGCGUUGAAGAAUUCCUUCACAUUGUUUCUGAAAGAUUCUCCAAAAUAUGGUGGUACAGCGACUAUUUAUUUAGCUUCUCAGAUUUGAAGAAACGACUAGAUAAAUGUACAAAUAUCAUACACAGCUAUAGUCUAAAUGCAAUCAAGAAAAAAAGAUUGGAAAGGAAAUUCAAUUCUACUUCUGAAAAGGAUUUGAAUUGUAGAACCGAAGAAACUAUAUCCUUGUUAGAUUUUAUUCUCGAUCAAGACAAAUCCAAGCAGUUUUUGACUGACGAGGAAAUACGAGAACAAAUAGAUGUAUUCCUUAUAGCCUCCUUUGAUACUUCUGCCACCGCAUUGAUUUAUUUGUUAACAGUAGUGGGGUCGUAUCCCGAGGUGCAGCAAAAAAUAUAUGAUGAGAUAUUAGCCGAAGUAGGUGACAACAAAGAUGUCACGAAAGAUGUCCUACCAAAACUCGUUUAUUUGGAGGCGGUGAUCAAGGAGACUCUGAGGAUAUACACUGUUGUACCUGCGAUAGCAAGAAAAACUGAUAUUGACUUAAAACUCAAAAAUUAUACAAUACCUAAAGGAAGCUCUAUAAGUAUUAUGUUGGGGACCCUGCACCAGCAUCCGCAGUGGGGACCGGACGCCCAUCAAUUCAGGCCCGAACGAUGGUUCACUGAAAACCUUAAUGUCUUUGCUCCCUUCAGCAUGGGGAAACGAAAUUGCAUUGGAAAGGUCUACGCUAUGAUGUCCAUGAAAGUAUUGCUAGUGCACGUGUUCCGUCAUUACAAAGUCACAGGAGACAUCUCGAACACCGAGCAUCGGCUGGGCGUCCUGUUGAAGCCGGCAACUGGUCAUCAUAUUAAAUUGGACAAAAGGAAUAAGACGUGA